GAUUCUUCAGUCUUCUCCUUCUCUCCGAAGUAAACACCACGCCGGUGGAGCUCUGUUCCCUGAACAGAAAAAAUGGCCAUUGGUAAAGAUGACAUCGAGAUACUGAAGCCCCGUACCGACAAGAGGGAGUACCGGAGGAUCGUCCUCAAGAACUCCCUCGAAGUCCUCCUCAUCAGCGAUCGGGAAACCGACAAGUGUGCUGCUUCCAUGGAUGUCAGUGUUGGUUACUUCUCCGAUCCUGAUGGCCUCGAAGGCCUUGCUCAUUUUCUCGAGCACAUGCUUUUCUAUGCUAGUGAGAAGUAUCCUUUGGAGGAUAGUUACUCAAAGUACAUUAAUGAGCAUGGAGGCAGCACAAAUGCCUUCACAGAUUCUGAGGACACCAACUAUUAUUUUGAUGUUAACACUGAUGGUUUUGAGGAGGCAUUGGACAGAUUUGCACAGUUCUUCAUUAAACCAUUGAUGUCAGCUGACGCAACCAUGAGGGAAAUCAAAGCAGUUGAUUCUGAGAACCAGAAGAACUUACUUUCUGAUGCUUGGAGAAUGAGCCAGCUUCAAAAGCAUCUAAGUAUGGAAGGUCAUCCUUAUCAUAAAUUUGGCGCAGGGAAUUGGGAUACUUUGGAGAUUAGACCAAAGGCAAGAGGAGUGGACACAAGACUUGAGCUCCUUAAAUUCUAUGAACAAAAUUAUUCUGCCAACCUAAUGCAUCUAGUUGUGUAUGCAAAAGAAAGUCUUGAUAAAAUUCAGAGCCUGGUGGAGGAUAAGUUCCAGGAAAUUAGAAACUCUGAUAGAAGCUUACCAAGUUUUCCUGGUCAGCCUUGCACAUCAGAACAUUUACAGAUUCUUGUUAGAACAGUUCCAAUAAAGGAAGGCAACAAAUUGAGAAUCGUAUGGCCAAUAACUCCAGGGAUUCAUUAUUACAAGGAAGGGCCAUGCAGGUAUCUUGGUCAUCUUAUUGGUCAUGAAGGAGAAGGAUCUCUGUUUUACGUCUUGAAGAAACUGGGUUGGGCUACCGGAUUAUCUGCUGGUGAAGGCGAGUGGACUUUGGAGUUUUCUUUCUUCAAAGUAGUAAUUGACCUUACAGAUGCUGGUCAUGAUCAUAUGCAGGAUGUAAUAGGAUUGCUAUUUAAAUACAUUCAACUUUUACAGAAGACUGGUGCUUGCAAAUGGAUAUUCGAUGAGCUGUCAGCUGUCUGCGAAACAGGCUUUCACUAUCAGGACAAAAUCCCUCCCAUUGAUUAUGUUCUAAAAAUUGCAUUAAAUAUGCAGAUAUAUCCCCCUAAAGACUGGCUUGCAGGAUCAUCAAUGCCUUCAAAUUUUAAUCAAGGCAUCAUACAAAUGGUACUAGAUGAGCUUUCUCCAGAUAAUGUCCGUAUCUUUUGGGAGUCAAAGAAAUUUGCAGGGCUUACUGACCUGGUGGAGCCAUGGUAUGGUACUGCAUAUUCCCUUGAGAAAGUCACUACCUCCAUGAUUCAGGAGUGGAUGUUAUCAGCUCCUAAUGAGAAUCUGCAUCUACCAGCACCUAAUAUCUUCAUUCCAACUGACUUAUCGCUUAAGGAUCCAAAAGAGAAGGUCAAGUAUCCAGUUUUAUUAUGGAAGUCAUCCUAUUCAAGAGUAUGGUACAAGCCUGAUACAAUGUUCUCCUCUCCUAAGGCAUACGUCAAGAUAGACUUCAAUUGCCCCUAUGCUAGCAAUUCACCUGAGGCUGAUGUUCUCACAACAAUUUUUGCCUGGUUGGUUAUGGAUUACUUGAAUGAAUAUGCUUACUAUGCCCAGGUUGCUGGUCUUCAUUAUGCCAUAAGCCACAGUGGCAGUGGUUUUGAGGUGACAGUGAUUGGUUAUAAUCACAAACUGAGGAUCCUAUUGGAGACUGUUGUUGAUAAGAUUGCAAAAUUUGAAGUCUUACCUGACAGGUUUUCUGUAAUCAAGGAACGGGUUACACAAGACUAUCAAAAUCUCAAGUUCCAUCAGCCUUAUCAGCAGGCUAUGUACUAUUGCUCCUUAUUAUUGGAGGACCACUCAUGGCCUUUGAUGGAAGAACUUGAAGUCCUACCAAAUAUUAAAGCUGAACACCUUGCCAAAUUUGCUCCCAUGAUGCUCUCAAGGGCCUUCCUAGAAUGUUACAUAGGAGGAAACAUUGAACGUGCUGAAGCUGAGUCAAUGAUACAGCAUGUUGAAGAUAUUUUCUUUAAGGGUUCAAACCCUAUAUGCCAACCAUUAUUUUCAUCCCAGCAUCUCACAAAGAGAAUUGUGAAACUUGAAAAGGGCAUGAGUUACUUCUACUCUAAGGAAGGCCUAAAUCCAAGUGAUGAUAAUUCUGCCCUUCUCCACUAUAUUCAGGUUCAUCAAGAUGAUUUUAUGUUGAACGUGAAACUUCAACUUUUUGCACUUAUUGCUAAGCAACCAGCAUUUCACCAGCUUAGAUCUGUUGAACAACUUGGUUAUAUUACUGUUCUCUUGCAGCGGAAUGAUUCUGGAAUUCAUGGAUUGCAGUUCAUUAUCCAGUCCACACUGAAGGGCCCAGAACAUAUUGAUCUGAGAGUUGAGGCAUUCCUCAGGAUGUUUGAGACUCAACUUUAUGAGAUGACCCAUGAUGACUUUAAGAGCAAUGUAAAUGCAUUGAUUGAUAUGAAACUUGAGAAGCACAAGAAUCUAAGGGAAGAAUCUAGAUUUUACUGGAGAGAAAUUUCUGAUGGAACCCUAAAAUUUGAUCGAAAGGAGGUUGAGGUUGCAGCAUUGAAGCAACUUACGCAACAAGAACUGAUAGAUUUCUUCAAUCAGUAUAUAAGAGUUGGUGCACCGCAAAAGAGGACUUUGAGCGUACACGUGAUUGGAAAGGGACAUUUAUCGGGAUACAAAGCCACAAAAACUGAAGUACCUCAACCGGGUGAAAUCAAUGACAUAUUCAGUUUCAGAAGAUCAUUACCUCUUUAUGGUUCAUUCAAAGGAGGCUCUGGUCUUUUAAAGUUGUAGUCUGAGAGGGGAGCGCAGAAACGGCAUUGGAGCUUCAGCUAUUCAAAGGAGGAGAGAUACAAACUCAAACAAGUUUAUGUCAUUGAUAAAGCUUUAUCUUCGAUAGUUCUCUGUAUGGUAUCUAUGUGGCGCUAAUGAAAUUGCUGCUUCAUAUGUCUCAAUUGAUCGAUUUAAGUGUUGUCAAGCGUCUCUAGUUUCUCACCUCAAAAUACAAAUUUGGUAUAUAUAUUUGCCUACUCACAAAUGUAAUGCUAUUCCAAAUUGCAUGUGCCUUUAUUUGCUACUGUGGUGUUGAUGGUAUUCUCAAUUGUAUCUAAUAAAAAAUGUUGUGGUUA
Rubroshorea leprosula is the source of this 3305-nucleotide messenger RNA. NCBI's taxonomy places the organism in Eukaryota, Viridiplantae, Streptophyta, Magnoliopsida, Malvales, Dipterocarpaceae. The record is from the annotation of a GenBank genome assembly.